Molecule: messenger RNA, 1155 nt
Organism: Tachysurus vachellii
Lineage: Eukaryota; Metazoa; Chordata; Actinopteri; Siluriformes; Bagridae
Gene: oaz1a
Product: ornithine decarboxylase antizyme 1a
Biological process (GO): positive regulation of protein catabolic process
Cellular component (GO): nucleus; cytoplasm
Molecular function (GO): ornithine decarboxylase inhibitor activity
Source: RefSeq, a predicted model, not a curated record
AAACACCGCUGUAAUAAACACCGCCUGCUCACAACACAACAAGUCGCGACAUAAACAAGCGCCCUGCUGCCGACGCUGUCCGGAUGGUUAAAUCCAACCUCCAGACGAUCCUAAAUAGCCAUUGUUUUGCCAGAGAAAAGGAGAGAAAUAUACACAAGAUGCCAGUAGUCGAAGUAUCCCACAAUAAACCUGAGAUCAAAAGUUCCAGCAGGUGCCCUCGGUGUUGCAGUAACCCGUGUCCAGGGCCUCGGUGGUGUUCCGAUGCCCCUCUCCCACCCCUAAAGAUCCCAGGUGGGCGAGGGAACGAUCAGAGGGAUCACAAUCUUUCAGCUAAGUUAUUCUAUUCUGACACUCAGUUGCUGGUCCUCGAAGAGCCUCCACCUUUAAACAGCCGUGUGAGAUUCUUGCUCUUUGAGCAGCGCAGUUCUGAGCUCAAGCCUGUAGUGUGGAGGGGGUCACUGGUCGGGGUUAGGCUUUUCAUCGAGAUCCCCCCAGGAGCUCUUCCUGAAGGAAGCAAGGACAGUUUUGCACUCUUGCUGGAGUUUGCAGAGGAGAAGCUUCAGGUUGAUUACGUUUUCGUUUGCUUCCAGAAAAAUCGUGACGACAGAGCAUCGCUGCUGCGGACGUUCAGUUUCCUGGGCUUUGAGAUUGUGAGACCGGGUCAUUCUCUUGUCCCAUCGCGCCCCGAUGCUUUCUUCAUGGCUUACAGCAUCGAAAGAGAAUUGGACAAUGAUGAAUCAUAGUCAAUAAAACCAUCACUACAGUGCUUUGUGCUGAUUCAAUCAAAUUGAUCACCUGUAAAAGAAUCUUAAACCUUUUCCUGCACCAUGCUUUGAUGUAUCCUGUGAAUCCGUCAGUAGUCUUUAUGGAAGUGGUGUGCUGUAUGGCGGUUAGUGACGUCUCCACUUCCCACUAAAUCGUUAGGCGAUCACAUUCCCACACACCGCUCUUUAGAGCCCAAUAUUUAUGGCUAUGUUCGAUUCCCUUGCAACAAAAAUGUAUGUUAAGCACAUUUGUUUCCUUCCAGAUUUUUACACUUGUAUUGUUUUUUUUUUUUCCUCUUCAUGUGUGCAUGAUUCUGAAAGUUUGUUUUAUGUUCAGUUGAACUAAUCUGCAUGCUGCAAGAGAGUGCGGAAUAAAUUUGCUCACCCUGUU